UAUGUGUUACAUGUUUGUUUAUAUUUUGAUACUAAAAAUAGAUGUGAAGGUAAAUGCUAAAAAUAGACAUGAACCAAAGGUCAUGAUAGUGGAAUGUUAACCUGAUAAGACCAGUAACUAAGUAUAUGCAUGUGAUGUAUCAAUAAUCGAACAGAUCGAAAAUGGAAAGUCCAGACACGAAUGCUUCCAGUCCGGACUUUAGCGAACUUCCGGAUGUCACAUGGGUCCGUAUCUUUCGUUUCCUUCCACUAAGGGACCGGGCUAAAGUAGCAAGAACUUGUCGUCUGCUGAACGAGGUAUUCAAUCAUCCGUCUUUAUGGUACUCACAGAAACUGAGUUUCAUGGGGGAAAUGCAUAACUUUUCCCGGAAGAAGCAAAACGUCUUUUGCACACCGUUUUAUGUCGAGUUAACGAAACGGUUCGGAAAAUAUUUCCAGGAUCUUACCAUCAAAAUUGAUGGGCAUUUUCGAAGUAUACCUACUGAUCUGCAAGAAAUUUUAGAACAGGUAGCCAACCGUUGCCGUCUAGAGACUCUUACCAUUGAAGCUGGAACGAUAACAUCAGCGUUUCAUGAGCGGUACGGCUUCCCGCCAAAUUAUUCAGCGGUCAAGGCUCUUUCAAGAUUUGUUCAAAAGGCUUUCAGGAUGAAACACCUGCAUAUUAGAUCUUGGCCGAUGUACAACAAAAUGGACACCGAAGACUGCAAUAUAUUCAAAGUUCUCGCUCUUAACGAGAAGCUGCGAGAAACUCUUGAAACGUUGACGAUAUUUUGGCUGGAGGAACAGGACUGGUCGGAACGGAAACCUAUUCUUUUCAGCGGCAGCCCUACGGAUAUUAUACAGGUAUUAGAUAGCUUUAAAUACCUCACGACGAUUGGUCUUCGAACACCUAUGAUAACCAAUGAGCUUCUACAGAUGUUGGCGUCCAAAGAAAGGUCAAAACUUCAGCUACUCAAAAUAGUUGUGCAUUAUUUAGAUCCAGAGAGGCAACCAUUGUUUGCAGUUCCGAGUAUCCAGCCAAGCACAUGGCAAUCACUGAUCAAAAGAAAUCCUGAUUUUAGAGUGGAGUGCACUAUUUUUCUAAACACUCCAAAUCUAGAACUUUCAAACAUGCUUACACCGGAAGUUCCUUUAUCCGUUCUUUCAUACAUGAAGUAUUCAAAAAUUGAUCCGCUCACGUUAACAAAACUGUACACGCAAUAUAAAGACACUUUAACAAAGUUCCAUAGUUACUGUGAUUCAUACAACAUCGACAACGAUCUUUUAGUAAUGGCUCAGCAAUGCACUAAUCUUACAGAGAUCAUUUACCACGGAGAACUCCGCAGUGGCACUGUUGUUGCUAUAGCAACAUCAAGAGGUAACGCUUUGAAACGAUUCGAUGUGAAAGAAGACAAAAUUAAGGUACCAACAGCAUACGAUGACGUUGAUGAAGAUGACGUUUUAGCCAGGGGACCUGACGGUCAGCUUGUACUUGUUGGUCUGAUGAAAUUUCACGCGCCGGAAGAUCAAAGACAGGAAGUGCUGCAGACGAUGGCUUCUGAGGUGUCUAAUACAUUGGGCACUUCCUGGAAGCCAUUAAAGUAAGAGAAGUAGUAUUAUCAGCGUCUGUAAGCAUCGAUACAUGUAACUCUUGUCAGCCAUGUAUUGCAAGCUUGGUCAAAUAUACGGAGAUCGCGAACCUCAGCAAGCCCAUGUGAUGUUUACAAUUGUGAUAUUUACUGUGACAGAGGAUUGUUACUCAACAUCGCAAUAUUACUAAAAGUAUUUUGAAAUGCUUUAAUGAGAAGUUUCCAUUAUGCGUGCUGACAUUGUUUGCGAUAGUUUUUUCAAGCAUGCUGAUUAUAAAUUUAUGUACUAGUGUACUCAUUGUUUACCGUUCAAGACAUACCACCUUUGUUUAACAAAAGCGACUAAUGGGAUAACGCCAGUUUACUUCUGUGAUUAGACUGUUAACGUCAUUGAAGAGCGUCGCACGAUGUUGAUGUGAUGCAAAGUGCAGUAACUUCAAAUAACGUCAAAGACGCAGUUUAUUACAUUAUACAAAAUGUAAUAAGCAAUCUAAUGUUGGAAUGAAAUCUGUACUACACGUGUAUUGAUAUCUGUCUUUUGUUAUGUCUCCCACCACACAGUGGUGUGGGAGACGUAUUGAUUUACUCCAGUCUGUGUGUGUGUCUGUCACAAAGCUUGUCCGCACUCUAAGUCGAAUAUUUCUCAUCCGAUUUUCACCAAACUUAAACAAAAUGUGUUUGGUUGUAUGACCUCGUCCAAGUUCGAUAACUAGCCAAAUCGGUCCAGGCAUAUUGGAGCUAUGGCCCUUGAUUUAAAUGAUUAAAAUCGAUCGGCCUUUUUACUAUUGUCCGCACUCUAAGUCGAACAUUUCUCAUCCGAUCUUCACAAAACUUGAACAAAAUGUGUUUGACCAUUAGACAUCGGCCAAGUUCGAUAACUAGCCAAAUCGGUCUAAGCAUUUUGGAGUUGCGGCCCUUCGCUCUCUAAGUCGAACAUUUCUCAUCCGAUCUUCACCAGACUUGAACAAAAUGUGUUUGACCAUAAGACCUCAGCCAAGUUCGGUAACUAGCCAAAUCCGCUCAGGCACUUUUGAAUUAUGGCCCUUGAAUUACUGAUUGGAUCCACUCGUCCAUACCAUCUAAUUGGAUCCACUAGAGAAACUAGACAUUUUUCAUAGGGGCAGUUGUGGGAGACAUGCGCAUUUCUCAAAAGCAUCUCUAGUUUUACAUUUGUUAUAUCUUUUAUUUGAGGCUAUUUUAUUUUGCGCUUUAAUUUGUGCACAUUCAUCAAAAUAUUUUCGUAUAUUGUGCACAAUUAAGACAUUUUCCACAUUUUUUUUUGUUUCACUAGUUUAAGGGUCAGACGAGACCUGAAAUGAGAACGCAAAAUAAACUACAGUGAAACACCGCUCGCUCGAGCAUCGAUGACUCGAGCACCAGGGCUCGCUCGAGCAAUUCAUGUGGUCCCGGCCGAUUUCCUUCUAUUUUCUAUGUGGAAUUACCAUGGCUGGGUCGAGCAUCGAUAACUCGAUCGCUCGAGCAUGACACCUGGUCCCUCUGUAUUAAUUUACUCUUUGUUGCUUACGGCAAACUCGAGCAGAGAUGUCAAAGUUUUCAACACCUUCGGCGGUCAGAAUGUAUCGGUUAAUCUAAAAUUUUCGCACGUCGUGAGAAUUGCAUGGUCUAUUCCCCGGCUAUCUUAAAUUUUUGUUUGUCGGUAUAUUUGAUCUAAUAAUGAGAUUAAUUGCUGAUGAAAGGUGGAAGAAAAAUUUUAUUGAUCAAAAUUGUUAUUAGUUAUUACUUUUGUCUGCGGGAUCGAGAAGAUAAUUAUGAGAUCUUAAUAUUUUAAUCAACAGUUAAUUACAUGCAAAUAAAGGAAAUAAGAUAGCCUUUUCAUAAAAUUGAGACGAUAAUUAUGAGAUCUUCAUUUGGAGAAGAAAAUUGCGGAUUCGAUUAUAGUAUUUCAAAAAAAAAAUGAAAUAAAAUUUCUUAGCUGUUUCUUCACAUGUGCCAUAAAUAACGUUUGUAAUACGUUUAAUGAAAAUGUCACGAGUGUUUUAUCAUUACGCCUCACCGUUUCCUCUGCAAAUGGUCUUGAUGACAAUUGGUAAAACAAACUUCAAUUUUCUUCGUAUGUUGGUCAAUGUUCGGGUCGCUCGAACCCAUGGAUAACUCGAGCAUUUUGCUCAUCCCCUUGCGAGCUCGAGCGAGCGGUGUUUCACUGUAAUAAAUAUAUUGAUAAAUUCAUCACUCUAGCCCUUAUAUGUGAACCAUCAAAAGAACUAACGGCAUUAUUUUGUCCAUCAAGUUGUUCGAAUGAAGUAACAGGGUUUGUGAAAAGAACAGAAACAUUAAAAAAAGGUGUCUGUGUAUAGAAAAAUCGCAUCACUAAAAGAACAUUCAAUAUCACACAUUUAUUUGGGUUUUUUUUAUACAUUGUACUUUUGUUUAGAUGUUUAGAAAAUAUAAUAAGCUCAAAACUUGAAAAAUCAGAUAUGAUACAAUAUUAUUCGAUGAAUUAUUUAUAAGCAAUAUAUAAUCAGUAACAUAAUUU
Molecule: messenger RNA, 4061 nt
Organism: Mercenaria mercenaria
Lineage: Eukaryota; Metazoa; Mollusca; Bivalvia; Venerida; Veneridae
Product: F-box/LRR-repeat protein 3-like
Exons: 2
Coding region: 162-1583 (473 amino acids)
Biological process (GO): positive regulation of protein ubiquitination; SCF-dependent proteasomal ubiquitin-dependent protein catabolic process
Cellular component (GO): SCF ubiquitin ligase complex
Molecular function (GO): protein binding
Source: RefSeq, a predicted model, not a curated record